Molecule: messenger RNA, 2490 nt
Organism: Orbicella faveolata
Lineage: Eukaryota; Metazoa; Cnidaria; Anthozoa; Scleractinia; Merulinidae
Product: MAM and LDL-receptor class A domain-containing protein 1-like
Biological process (GO): proteolysis
Cellular component (GO): membrane
Molecular function (GO): protein binding; serine-type endopeptidase activity
Source: RefSeq, a predicted model, not a curated record
AAGAGAUCGAUCACUGAACCGAUUCAGAAGUGCCAACCAAUCAAAAACUUUUUCUCUUUGACAAUAAUAAUAUUGACUUUUUUUUCCUCAGGAAAGUAUAUGUACAUCGAAGCGUCUUCCCCUAGAAAACCUGGAGAAAGUGCAAAACUUUUCUUCACUGUUCCGAGUCAAGGAAAUCAGGCUUGUCUUUCAUUUUACUACCAUAUGUCUGGGGCAUCAGCUGGAAUUCUCAAUGUGUACAGUGGCAAUAAUAAAGUUGUUUCCUUGUCAGGAGAUCAGGGAGACAACUGGCUCCUUAUAGAAAGAAGUGUAUACUUGGACGAAGUGGUUACAAUUGAAGGAAUAGUUGGGAGCUCAUAUACAGGAGAUAUUGCUAUUGAUCAAGUAAAAAUCACCGAAGGGAGUUGUCCAGUUUCAUGUAGCUUUGACAGUGGCUUGUGCUUCGGCUGGAGUCUAUCCAAUUUAGGUGUAUUCAAUUGGACACUUUCGUCUGGCUUCACAUCAACCGGACCAGCGUCUGAUGUUACCGGAGAAGGAAAGUAUAUGAACAUUAAAGCUGCAGAUCAACGAAAUGGUGAUAAUGCAAAGCUUGAGCUUGCAGUACCAAAGGAUUACCGCAAUUCAUCUUGGUGCUUAGCGUUCUACUAUUACAUGUAUGGAGCGACAAAUGGAACCCUUAAUGUAAUUAAUGGAAAUGACACAGUAUUUACUAAGUCAGGUGAUCAAGGAGGCUAUUGGAGACAAGUGAAAAGAACAGUGAAUUUGAGUGAUGUUUUGAUAUUCGAAGGAAUAGUAGGAUCACCAUCUGAAAGCGACAUUGCUAUUGAUAACGUCACACUUACUGAAGAUGCCUGUUCAGCUAUAAUAUCUUGCGACUUUGACAUCGGGCUUUGUGAUGGCUGGCGACAGUCAAGUUUAGAUGUCUUUGACUGGACUCGUCAUACAGGAUCAGAAUCUCUCUAUACAGGUCCAAAUGGCGAUCAUACAAGUGGAUCAGGAUAUUAUAUGUUUACCUACACCUUGCUGCAGUCCGCCGGCGACAACGCUAAGCUUGAGCUCUCUGUAUCUGGAAAUGGAGAACCAUCUUGUCUCCAAUUCUAUUAUCACAUGUAUGCAGUCAUCGACAGCCUAAUGGGAACUUUUAUAGUCUUCAGCGGUAACACAGAAGUGUUCAGCAUGUCAGGAAACCAUGGCGACAACUGGAUUAAAGCGAAGAGAACCAUUUAUUUGAAUAAUACUGUGACGUUUGAAGGAAUAGCAGGAUCUAUUUAUAGUCACAUAGCCAUUGAUGAUGUCUCAAUUACCAGUGGAGAAUGUCAGGAACAAACAGCAACUCCAGCUCUCCCCUCUUCAUCUGCGCCUGCGCCUUCACUGCCUUCGAGCGUAUACCCAAUGCUUUCCACUGACAAGCCUUCUUUUACCUCAACUCUAUCGACGGCUAGUCUCCCCAAUAUCAAACCUUCAUUGUCUUCAAGUCAAUCGACAUUCAACUCAUCCACUAUCAAGCCUUCAUUUUCUUCAGAGCUGCCGGCUUCAAAGGCUUCCCUAUCGAGUGGUUUAUCAACUUUUAAGCCGUCCAUGUCUUCAUCUGUUUCGUCAGACCACUCUCCUAGCGUAACUCCUCAAACACCAUCAUUAGAGGAAAGGCAAGAAUCAGUCAUUCUGGAAGUUCAAGGUCUUGAUAUCAAAAAGGUACCUUCUCGUAGAAGGAGAUCGUCUAACAGUGUGGUAUUUACAAGCGAUUUGGUUCAUAUUCUGCCAGAUUAUCCAAAGCAGUCACCUAGUGAUUCUCAAAUCGCCUUGUUAGCUUUCUAUAUACAACAUCCCCAAGGGUUCUCGGAUGCUGCCAUAAAAAAAGACGUCCUAAAAGCCAUCGUGGAAAGUGAUACAUCGAGCAUUGGAGGAUCGGUGGGCGGUACCAUCUUAAGCGUUCAACCUUUAAUCUCCACUACAGAAACCACAGAAGAAAGUGACGAGGAGCCAAAAUCAAAGCAUGCCAUUAUUAUAGGAGCUUCUGUGGGGGGUGCCAUAUUGAUCGUUAUUCUCAUCGGUAUUGUGCUUCGUUGCAAGGGAAGGAAAAGCAAGGGGCAAAUAACAGACAAGACAGUCAACAACAGUUACAACAACGAUGCCUAUUAUAUCAGUUCUGGAGAGCAAGCCAGAAAAAUGAACCGUGAUAACGCACCUGAUAUGAAGCCCCAAGAGCACUACUAUGCGUCAAUUCGUAACCCGCCUGCACCGCAUACAAACAACUCCUCUGUGGCCCUUACGUUUCCACAUGCUAGAGCAGAGAACAGCACCGAGGAAUCUACCGCAUCUAUUUACCAACCACUUAACGUUGCAGCUACUGCACCUGUCUACCAGCCAAUCAACAGCGGAGAUACUGCACCUAUCUACCAGUCACUCAACAGUGAUACUAAGACUCCAGAAGUCCAGGCAGAUAACAACAGAAAGGGCACUAUGCCCAACGGUCCACCAACUAACCAGUGA